Messenger RNA from Callithrix jacchus (white-tufted-ear marmoset), 2698 nucleotides. RefSeq names its product PWWP domain containing 3A, DNA repair factor (gene PWWP3A). Gene Ontology annotation, biological process: chromatin organization; DNA repair. Gene Ontology annotation, cellular component: cytosol; nucleus. Gene Ontology annotation, molecular function: nucleosome binding. Lineage: Eukaryota; Metazoa; Chordata; Mammalia; Primates; Cebidae. The record is from RefSeq and is a predicted model, not a curated record.
GGCGGCGGCGGCGGCGGCGGAGGCGGUGAGCGCGGGCGGCGCGGACGGCGGCGGUUGGCGGGCGGGUCCUCCGCAGUUGGGCCGCCGCGGCCUCCUUGCCCUGAUUCGGGGUCCCGCUCUAGGGAACGCCUGGGGCCGGGGCACACGCCGUCAGACCUUGGAGUACUUUGUGCCAAAGCAUUGCCGCGUGCCACACGCGUGUAAAUGAUGGCGGAUGCCAAGUAUGUCCUCUGCCGAUGGGAAAAGCGAUUAUGGCCUGCAAAGGUUUUGGCCCGAACCAAGACUUCAACAAAAAAUAGGAGAAAAAAGGAAUAUUUUCUUGACGUUCAAAUCCUCUCCCUAGAGGAAAAAAUUCAGGUGAAAAGCACGGAAGUUGAGAUCCUAGAGAAGUCUCACAUCGAAGCCAUUGCCUGCUCCUUAGCCUCACAGAAUGAGGUUCCCGCGGCACCCCUGGAAGAGCUGGCCUACAGACGGUCACUUCGCGUGGCUCUGGAUGUUCUGAGCGAGGGGCUUGUGUGGAGUCGGGAAAGCUCCACAGACACGGGUAGAGCUGAGCGGUCUCCGAGAGCGAAGCCCAUGGAACCCGCCUCCUCGCCUUGUGAUUCCAGCUCCUCAUCUCCUCCCGGCGGAGGUGCGCUGGGCAGUUCCGGACCUCACAGAAGGAGGGAAUGUGUGCAGCAAAGCCUGUCAAGGACUUGUGAAAAGGACUCCAAGUGCAAAGUGGACCACAAGAAAGGACUCAGGAAAAGUGACAACCCUAGAGGCCCAUCGGUCCUCUCAGCUGGAGGUGGUUCCCAGGAUGGGAGCCAGUCCAGAAUCCACCACAAAAGUUGGACUCUCACAAGUAAGAGGGGAAGAAACUCAGCACAGAAGUCCAGCUUGUGCCCCAGUGGAUCUGCCCUUUCAGAGAGUGAUGCGGAGGAAGACAGCGGGAGCAAGGCAGGCCUCUGGGCAGCUCCGUCCUCGCCCUCCUGGGUCAGGGGAGACGAUCCCUGUGCCAGUGCCGACGGACGCAACCCGGUUCUGCCGUCGGGCAGCCUCACUGUGUCCCCUGCCUGCUUGGGGCCUGGCGGAUGCCCUGCGAAGAAGAGGCUGCGCUUGGAUGGCAGCCAGAAGCUGCCUGCCGUGCAGCUGGAGCCCAGGGCCGCGGGGGCUGCACCGUCCCCUGGGCCAGAGGUGGGGCCCAGGGAGUCCAUGACCCUGCGAAGCACUGCCAGUCUACGCUCGCCUCCCUCCCACGCCCCUGUGGAUGAAACCAGACGUCCUCGGCCGGAUUCCCAGAAGCAGGAGGAAGACUGCCAGUCUUCCGAAGAGUCGGUGAGGUCCAGUUCCAUGCCCUGUAUACUGGAGGAAGACGAGGAAGACGAGGAGCCGCCGAGAAUCCUUUUAUACCACGAACCACGGUCGUUUGAAGUGGGAAUGCUAGUCUGGCUUAAGUAUCAGAAAUACCCCUUCUGGCCAGCAGUGGUCAAAAGCGUCCGGCGGAGAGAUAAGAAAGCGAGCGUCCUGUUCAUCGAAGGGGACAUGAACCCGAAGGGGAAAGGGAUCACAGUGUCCCUUCGAAGAUUAAAGCACUUUGACUGUAAAGACAAGCAGGCGCUUCUGAACCAAGCCAGGGAGGACUUCGACCAGGCCAUCGGCUGGUGCGUCUCCCUCAUCACCGACUACAGGGUCCGCUUAGGUCUACACACUGCUGUCUCCCCUGCACUCCCUGCAGGCUGCGGGUCUUUUGCCGGCUCUUUCCUGGAAUACUAUGCAGCUGAUAUAAGCUAUCCUGUCCGAAAAUCCAUCCAGCAGGACGUCCUAGGGACCAGGUUUCCUCAGCUGAGCAAGGGGAGCCCCGAGGAGCCGGUGCGGGGAAGCCCACUGGGGCAGAGGCAGCCCUGCCGGAAAGUGCUCCCUGACCGCUCUCGGGCUGCCCGGGACCGGGCCAACCAGAAGCUGGUGGAGUACAUCGUGAAGGCCAAGGGCGCAGAGAGCCACCUGCGGGCCAUCCUGAAGAGCAGGAAGCCAUCGCGCUGGCUGCAGACCUUCCUGAGCUCCAGCCAGUACGUGACCUGCGUGGAGACCUACCUGGAGGACGAGGGACAGCUGGACCUGGUGGUGAAGUACCUGCAGGGCGUCUACCAGGAGGUGGGCGCCAAGGUGCUCCGGCGCAGCAACGGCGACCGGAUCCGCUUCAUUCUGGACGUGCUUCUGCCCGAGGCCAUCAUCUGUGCGAUCUCUGCGGUGGACGAGGUGGACUACAAGACGGCCGAGGAGAAGUACAUCAAGGGGCCUUCCCUGAGCCACAGGGAAAAAGAAAUAUUUGACAACCAGCUCCUUGAACAGCGGAGCCGGCGAUGAUGGAGCAGCUGGCUGCGCGGCAGCGGGAGCCUGGUGGAGGGAGCGCCUCUGAAGAUGGGGGACUCGGGGGGCAUGUUCGCUUUUGGAGCCGUCCGUGUUCCUCUGCGAGGCAGGCCUGAUUUCCACACUUCCAGAGACUCCGUUUCGUCAACAUGGAAAGCUGGUUUUCUCUGGCAACUUUUUUCAUUGUAUUUUUGGCCUUUUUUUUCCAAGAUACAGUUCCGGAAAGGUUUGGAGAGGACGGAAGCGUGUUCACUGUGCGUCAGUGCCUGUGGCUGUGCGGCAGGUCCCCUGACGUGCCUGUCUGUGUCUUGUGUGCUGUAUCAUAUUAAACGGAAGGUUUUCAGCUGUG